AUGAUGAUGAUGAUAUUAGUGGUGAUUAGGAUAUGUCUUUUGGUUCUGCUGAGGAUGAUGAUGAGCCUGAAGAGACACCUAAGAAGGUUGAAUCAAGCAAGAAGAGACCUUCUGAAUCCGCAACUAAAACUCCAGUCCCUACUAAAAAUGCAAAAGCAGCUGCUACUCAAAAAACUGAUGGUAAGAAGGUCGGUGGUCAUACAGAGACUCCACAUCCUUCCAAGAAGGGUGCAAAGACUCUGCAACUAGUGAGCAAUCUAAGCAGAAGUCCCCAAAAUCUGGUGGUUCAUUCUCUUGCCAGACCUGCAGCAAGACUUUCGGCUCUGAAGUUGGUCUUCAGUCCCACACAAAGGCCAAGCAUGCUGGCGAUUAGUGACUGGGCUAUCACAACAUUUGCUGCUGUAGCAUGAUCUGGAUUUUCCUGGAAAUGGAUUCAUAGAGAGCUAGGGGUUAUUAGAUUUUGGCACCAUACAUGAGAGAGGGUUCUAGUUGAAUGUCCUGUUUUUGGAGUUUGUCUUUCCGGAUUUAGUUCUCUCAUAUUUUUGGAUAACGUAAAAAGAGGUUAUUUUUAUUGUUAUUAUGAUUUUUUUUUUUCUUCUUGCUUUGUAAUCUGCUUUUAUUUUACAUAACAUGGGAGAAUGAUGGAAG
This is a messenger RNA of Quercus lobata, 648 nucleotides long. Its product is annotated as histone deacetylase HDT1-like. The transcript has 4 exons. NCBI's taxonomy places the organism in Eukaryota, Viridiplantae, Streptophyta, Magnoliopsida, Fagales, Fagaceae. The coding region runs from base 33 to 410 and encodes 125 amino acids. The record is from RefSeq and is a predicted model, not a curated record.